Molecule: messenger RNA, 538 nt
Organism: Neohortaea acidophila
Lineage: Eukaryota; Fungi; Ascomycota; Dothideomycetes; Mycosphaerellales; Teratosphaeriaceae
Exons: 2
Coding region: 109-402 (97 amino acids)
Biological process (GO): intra-Golgi vesicle-mediated transport
Source: RefSeq, a predicted model, not a curated record
CCUCACUCAUCCAACCCAUCCCCUUCCAUCCACCGCCCCAAAUCUUCCCCCCUGCAUCACUCCAGCCCGUCAGCCCCGGUGCACGAGUGCUUGACGUAUGCGACCAAGAUGUCGGAAGCUUUCGAGCGGGAAAGGCAGAACAACGAUUCCCUCUCCGCCCUCAGUGCGAAGGUCAGCCAGCUGCGCAGUGUGACGGUCGACAUCUACGACAAUGCGCGCGACCAGGGAGUCAUCGACUCCACCUCCGACACCUUCUCCAACAUGACCACCUCGCUCAAAGGCUCCGCGAAGCGCCUGGGCACCAUGGCCAGCCAGGGCAACCGCGUGGCCAUCCUCAAGCUGGCCGGCAUCAUCAUAGGAGUCUUCGUGCUCUUGUACUGGAUCUUCACCUGGAUCUUCUGAGCAUGAGCAUGAGCAUGAGCUUGGGCAAGGGUAUAGGCAUGGGCUUGGGCAUGGCCUUGGGCAUCUUUUCAGCGCCGGCGUCGGGGGGAAACAUGAUACUAGUAUGUUAUGGCCAUCUUCUGCCUCCCGCUUCAUG